Molecule: messenger RNA, 2891 nt
Organism: Cynoglossus semilaevis (tongue sole)
Lineage: Eukaryota; Metazoa; Chordata; Actinopteri; Pleuronectiformes; Cynoglossidae
Product: F-box only protein 30-like
Exons: 3
Coding region: 323-2491 (722 amino acids)
Molecular function (GO): zinc ion binding; protein binding; ubiquitin protein ligase activity
Source: RefSeq, a predicted model, not a curated record
GCACGUCAACCCAACUUUGUAUAACGGAAGUGGCUUGUUUUGGGCCGUUUGACUGCAGAUCCGGCCAACUGUUGUUAGCAUACGUUAGCCGCCGCUAGCUUUCCGGUUUCAGAAUAAGUUGAUUUAAUCGAGAAAGAAAGGCUGACAAGUCGCAAAUCUCCGGUAUAGGUAUAGAUAAAAAGAAAUCCUGGAAAUCGGUUCUACGGCUUCACGUCAUACUGUUUUAUACGUAUAAAAACGGUAUUCAUUUCAAGUAAACAUACUUGACAGUGGUUUGUGCCGUUCUCUCACUCAGGGGCCCUCAGUCCUCCCAGCUCUCAAUAUGGACGAGGACCACACUCACUGUACCUCCUGUGUCAACAGGAGAUGCAUGGUCAGAGCUGAACCAGGAAUUUCCUGUGACCUCAUCACCUGCCCUCAGGUGUGUGGGGCAGUGUUUCACUCCUGCAAAACUGAUGAGCAUCACCUUUUAUGCCCCUUGGUAAGGGUUCCUUGUUUGAACAGUGGCUACGGCUGCCCCGUGGUGCUGGUUCGCAACCAAAUGUACGAUCAUCUUGAAGUUUGUCCGGCCGGAGUGGUGUUCUGCACCAUGGAGUGGAACAGAUGGCCUGUAAGCUGCCUGGACUACACCUCCUACGAGAGCCUGAGCCGCGGGGUGGAGAAGGUGGAGCAGUUGGACAUGGCGCUUGCCCUUCAGGACCAACGCACCCUACUGGAAUCCCUCAAGGUGAUUGCCAUGGCUCCAACGGUGGAGAAAAUGUCACAUCUCCCAGUUAGUAAGGAGAACAGCACAGCUAUGGACUCGUCUCUGUCAUCAUCUACCUCAGGUUUAGCAAAGGAGAAGAUCAUGAGUGGAAUUAAUGGACUGCACGAAGAGCACUUAGGUAAACUUUAUGAGGCCACAGUUGAGACGGCGAGGACUUUGGCUGCAGCUUUAGACUAUGUUAGCAGUGCCACCUUUGUUGACAAAAGUUCACUGGGUAGAAGUAGGGCUGGAGGCCUGGUGGCGGGUACACAGGGUAACAGUGGAGAUCAUCCAAGAGGUUUAGAAAACCCCAUGUCUGGCGUUAAGCCUGUGAGCUUAUGUUCUGGCUGUUUGAGUGAGAGCGUAGUUCCUGAAGAAACAGAGAAGACUAUUUUAGUUUCAACUAAUGGUUCACUUUCAGGGGUAAUGAAGUCCACUCAGGAGACCCCCUAUCCUGUGAAGGCGCAAUGUGACACAGAUGCUGGUGCCCCUGAAGAGACUGCGACCCCUCAGAUGAUAUCUGCAGUGCCUGUCAGCCCAGCUGUAGCACAGAGGGCUGGUCUUGUUGUCCUGGAUGACAGAGGGCUUGUUUCUUUAGAAAUUCAUAGUUCUGAGCAGAGUGAUAAUUCAUUAACGAGCCAAAAUUGGUGUUCAUUACCUAAUGGUCAGCUGGACUUCAUGCCAGAGAGGCCACUUAAUAGAUUGCGACCCGAAAUGGAGGAUAAGUCAGUGGAUACUUCAGAUCUGUGGCAGGAAGAUGACCAGAUGGGACUGGGAGAGAUUGAUUUGAUCACUGCGGCGCUGCUCUUCUGUCUGGAGGAGUCGAAAGAAAGCAGAAGAAUUUCAGACACGAUCUACAUUGACGGCUGCCGUGUUGACUUUGGGACACAAACCUUCACAUUCCCUGCUGCCAUUUUGGUAACAAAUACCAGGGUGGGCGACAUGGCCUCGGCAUCUGCCUGUGACCACGCUGCCCCACAGCUCUCCUACCCCAACCCUUUUUACACUCUCCGUCUCAGUCUCCUGCUGGAGGUCGAAGCACUCGCUCAUAACUGCUACCUUCCCUCAAAACCCAGGUCUCAGCACAUGUUCCCCUUCAUCUGUGGCCAGUCAUUCCGCAGGGACCAGUUUUCUUCCCAUUUCACCAACGUCCACAGUGACAUCCACGCAGGUCUGAAUGGUUGGAUGGAGCACCGCUGUCCUCUGGCUUACUACGGCUGCACGUUCUCACAGCGGCGGUUCUACCCAUCCCACCAGGAGGCCAAGGUGGUUCACGACAGGUACCUACGGUCUUUUGGCAUCCAGCCUUGUCCAAGAACACCACUUUGUGGCAAUUCCCAGUCUGACCAACUAAGCGGGCUUCCCAUCGAGAUAUUGUGGCACAUUGCGAGCUUCCUGGACAGCUUCAGCCUGUGCCAGCUCUCACUGGUUUCUCGGACCAUGAGGGAGCUGUGUGCCAGUCUCCUCCAGACCAGGGGUAUAGUGGAGCUGGUGUGGGAGAGACGACAAGGCCCUGGGAACAGCACUCUGUCAUGGCAGGUCAAAAAGAAAGUGUGGAGAUUCAGCACUGCCUUCAGCCCAGUGAAGUCCUGGGGUUUCUCAGACCUCCCACACAUGUCAGAGCACCUUAGAAAGUGUCACUUCAACGAGGUGGAGCACCAGACAGAACCUAUACCUCUCCCCGCUAUGUGCACCGCCCAGGAGGGACACUCACUACGACGUGUUUUACGUCACAUCAGCGCCUAGAUUACACUUUGGAUUAAUGCCUUAAUAAAGAAAAAACAAAACACUAAAUAUCUCUGUUUUCAGAAAUCAUAAACUCACGUAGCUUUGCACUGCACUUUUGCUAAAAUGCAACCGCACUAAAGUAUAUUUUUCUGUUUUCUCCCGGGUGUCUUUACUGUUGAACCAAACGGACGAAAAAUGUAAUUUGUUAUCAUGUAGGUUUUUCACAACGGCUGUGUUUGCACUUGUCGAGGGGCAAUUACUCUACUCCUCCUAAUUCUGGCUGUGACUGUUGUUCUAAUGCACGUCAGAUGUCUGGGUUUGCAGAUCAUCAGUACAGAUUAAAGAAGACUAGGAAAAUAAGAACAUGGAGUGAUGUAUGUCAUGGAAUUUGCUACCACUCAAUAAAAUCUUUGUUGCC